AUGGUGACUGUACCGACUGAACAACUUCCUCCAGGAUGCCCGGACUUUGACAAGCUCCCGGAUUUAUAUGGCUGGCCACGCGAAAAUGGAAAUGGCUACCGCAUCAGCGAGUCACUUUGUGGUACCGAGCGCCCGUUGCGCAUCGUCUCACUCGGAGCAGGUGUAUCUGGUAUCAAUUUAGCCAAGAUUCUACCCGACAAAGCGAAAAAUAUUAGUUUGGUAAUUUACGAGAAAAACCCAGAGGUUGGAGGAACUUGGUAUGAGAACCAAUACCCAGGAGUUGCAUGCGACAUACCCUCGAAUAAUUACCAGUUCACCUGGGCGAAGAAGCCUGACUGGGAGCGAUUUUACUCCCACGGGGAUGAAAUACUACAGUAUAUGAAAGACGUUGUAGACACAUUUGGUCUGCAGAAAUACUUUGUCCUGAGCCAUCAAGUCACCGGAGCAUUUUGGGAUGAGACUCGUGGUUUAUGGGACGUGCACGUCACAAAUCUCGAAACAGGAGAAAGAUUUGUCGACAGUGCAGAGAUAUUUAUUAACAAUGGCGGACUUCUGAACGCCUGGCGAUGGCCUGAUAUCGAAGGACUGCACGAUUUCAAAGGGCAGCUCACGCACACGGCUCGCUGGGACCCUAAGAUUGAUUACAAGUCAAAGUCCGUGGCAGUUAUUGGAAUUGGCAGUAGCGGUGUGCAGGUAAUUCCAUAUAUUGCCCCGGAGGUAACUCAACUCUAUACUUGGAUCCGAUCACCUACCUGGAUCACGGCAGGGUUUGCCCAGCAGUAUGCAGGCCCGAACGGUACAAAUUUCGAAUAUUCAGAAGAGCAAAAACAACACUGGGCUGCACACCCAGAUGAACAUCAAAAAUACUGCAAGGCUAUCGAGGACGAACUUAACCAGCGAUUCAAAUUUAUCCUAAAUGGCUCUCCAGAAGCCGAGCAGGCAAAGAAGUUCGCCGCCUCGCAGAUGAAAGAAAAAUUAGGCGGAAGAACGGAUAUUGAGGAGAAGCUCAUCCCAACAAAUUUUGGCGUGGGAUGUAGGCGACCCACGCCUGGGAAUGGGUUUUUGGAAUCUCUGACUCGCCCGAAUGUGAAGGUCUUUACCCAAAUGAUGAAAAAGAUUACACCAGAAGGUUUCAUCGACCAUGAGGGAAACGAACACAAGGUCGACGUGAUAAUUUGUGCCACAGGUUUCGACACAUCGUGGAUCCCUCGUUUCCCCAUUAUAGCCCAUGGCAAGAAUGUGCAAGACGUCUUGCGUGAAAAGCUCAUUUCGUAUCUCUCGAUCGCAAUGCCCGAUGUCCCCAAUUACUUUACUAUUGCUGGCCCAUACGGCCCUUUCGGCCAUGGCUCAUACAUUGCUGUAAGUGAAAUGCUGGUCGGUAAUAUCUGCGCUGUGGUCAAAAAGAUGCAAAAAGAGAACGUUAAAUCCGUGACCCCUCGGCGAGAUAUCUGUGAAAAAUUCGCCGAACACGCAGAUCUGUACAUCCAGCGUACGGCAUGGGCUGGACCAUGCUCUAGCUGGUUUAAGAACGGAGAUAAGAAUGGGCGACUGGCCAUGUGGCCAGGCUCUAGACUAACGUAUUUUGACGUCAUGUGGGAGCCCCGGUUUGAGGAUUAUCAGAUCAAGUACUGGAGUGGGAACCCUUUUGGAUACCUCGGUAACGGAUUCGCCUUGAUUGAAUUCAACGGUGGUGACAUCUCCUACUAUUUGGGUACCGAGGAAAAGCCCGGCGGCGUUCUUCCUCCAAAGAAAUCUCAGACAUUGACGCACAAUGGUUCUAAUGGCAACGGAGUUGCGCAUUAG
Molecule: messenger RNA, 1803 nt
Organism: Talaromyces proteolyticus
Lineage: Eukaryota; Fungi; Ascomycota; Eurotiomycetes; Eurotiales; Trichocomaceae
Product: FAD/NAD-P-binding domain-containing protein
Exons: 8
Coding region: 1-1803 (600 amino acids)
Molecular function (GO): flavin adenine dinucleotide binding; NADP binding; N,N-dimethylaniline monooxygenase activity
Source: RefSeq, a predicted model, not a curated record